Molecule: messenger RNA, 827 nt
Organism: Saprolegnia diclina VS20
Lineage: Eukaryota; Oomycota; Saprolegniomycetes; Saprolegniales; Saprolegniaceae
Exons: 1
Coding region: 8-802 (264 amino acids)
Source: RefSeq, a predicted model, not a curated record
GCCAAGUAUGAGCGAGAGAAGCCCCGAGCUAGAAGACAUCCGAAAGCAGAGCGUAGAGGACGCGCUUCGCGAAUCCCAUGGGCGAGAGACCAAAGCGCUCGACUCAGCCCAAGGCUCCAAGAGGUCGCAGCUCCUGUCUCGGCAGCAGCAUGAGAUGGACUACCUCAAGGCGUACCACCAGAAGAAGCAGUCACUGCUCGCCCAAGUGCAGAAAGGCGAGGAUGCAGCGCUCGCGCUCGAGCAAGAAGAGCGCACGAAGGAGACGUUGCGCUUUGACGACAACGAUUGGCACGCGCUCCAGAUCAAGCACUGCGAUGAGCUCGAGGUGCUUCGCGCGCGCCACGCUGACGAGAAGAAACGCUUCCUCGAAGCCAAUGCGGCCGAAAUCACGGAGCAGCUCGCGAAGCAUUCGCCGGCGCAGGACCAGCUCGACGACCGCAUGCAGUACGACGAGAAGUGCCUGUUGUCACAGCACCAGCGCAACAAAACACACCUCUCGGAGAAGCACGCAUUUCAGAAUGAGUACGCGCUCAAUCGCCACGCCCGCGCCCGCGCGGCGUUGAAGCUCAAGCACAAGCAAGAGCAAGCGGCGUUUGAGAAGCUCGAGGAAGAAGAGGCGAUGAUCGUCGCCCGCAUGCAGCUCCAGCAACGCGAAAUGCAUGAAGCCGCGCACCGCGGCGCGAUGGAAGCCCUCGACGAGAAGCAAGCCGAUGAAAUGGCGCGGGCCAAGGCCGCCAGUGAUGUGCACGAAUUCGUUGACCAAGUGUACCCUGGCAAAACCAAGCUUCCCCGCUGGGCAUAAAUCUGUAAGCGACCCUGUACGGACA